Molecule: messenger RNA, 2202 nt
Organism: Brassica oleracea var. oleracea
Lineage: Eukaryota; Viridiplantae; Streptophyta; Magnoliopsida; Brassicales; Brassicaceae
Exons: 2
Coding region: 1-2202 (733 amino acids)
Biological process (GO): DNA integration
Molecular function (GO): nucleic acid binding
Source: RefSeq, a predicted model, not a curated record
AUGACACAGUGCUUGACAUUUGAUGUUCUUGGACACCUUGAUGGAACCCUGCAACCUAAUGGAGAUGACGAUGCCAACUGGCACAAGCGAGAUGGCUUGGUUAAGUUCUGGAUCUAUGGUACUCUAACCGAACCGCUGUUCAAAUCGAGCUUCAAGACAGGCGGCACGGCUCGAGACGUUUGGCUCCGCAUCGAAAACCAAUUCAGAAACAACAAAGAAGCACGAGCCAUUCAGCUUGACAACGAACUACGGACAACGGAGAUCGGUAAUCAGACAAUUCAAGAAUACACCAUGAAGCUUAAAACACUUGCUGACCUCCUCUCCAAUGUCGACGCACCAGUUAAUGAAAGAACUUUGGUCAUGUACUUGCUAAAUGGCCUGAACGAACGGUAUGAUAAUAUCGUUAACUUGAUAAAGCACAAGGAACCAUUCCCAUCCUUUGACAAUGCCAAAUCCAUGCUAGAGAUGGAGGAACAACGACUGAAGAAGACACACAAACAACCGGCUGCGAUUCACACUGAUACCUCGUCUUCCUCCUCAGCGUUAAAGGUUACCCAAUCGACCAACAACAACGACACCGGCAACCAACCUCGCCGCAAUCAACAGUCACGAAACAACCAGAACAAUUACCGUGGCAAUCGGAGAGGCAAUCGCUAUCGAGGAAGAGGCAAUGGAUAUCAAGGCAGACCCAAUUUUAACUACUGGACCCAACCUCAAAUGUCGUCCAAUGCAGGCCCAAUGGUCCCCUGGCCCAAUCAAUUUGCAAAUUGGACUCCGUUUAAUCAACAUACGACAUAUCGCGGUCCCCCUUAUGCGUCAUCGUCGUCUCAGAGACCUGCAUACCACAACAAUCAUCAAGCUCAGCUCACAGAAAUUCAACCCUUUGUAGAGGCUUAUACUACAGAGUUUCUACCCGAUAAUGGAAUUGCAGAUUGGUUCAUGGAUUCUGGAGCGACUUCACACAUCUCCAACACUGCAGGUAAUCUCUCUUCUGGUAAUAAUAAUUGCAUCAAUCAUUCCAUCAUCGUGGGCAAUGGUUCCAGCAUUCCGGUAACAUCUGUUGGUUCUUCCGUUCUUACUACUCCCACCAGACCUUUAUCUCUUAAAAAUGUUUUGGUAACACCACAAAUUGUUAAAAACCUCAUCUCUGUUCGUAAAUUCACCCGUGAUAAUUGGUGCUCUGUUGAUUUUGAUCCUUUUGGCUUUUCUGUGAAGGACCUUCUCACCAAGAAAACUCUGCUCCGCUAUGAGAGCUCAGGCGAUCUGUAUCCCCUUCCAGCUUCAUUCAAUAAACAGUCGCCAUCAACUUCAACAGCUCUCUUGGCUUCCUCUCCUUUCUUAUGGCACAAACUUCGCUUCUCCUGCCCUCAUACGUCUCAGCAAAACGGUAAGUCCAAACGCAUGAUCCGAACGAUCAACAAUGCGAUAAGGACUUUACUAGCUCAGGCAAAGCUCUCCCCAAGCUACUGGGUAGAAGCUCUCCAUGUCGCUGUCCACCUCAUUAAUAUUCUUCCAUCUGCAGCAAUACAAAACCAGAUUCCUCACACUGUUCUUUUCCAGCAGAAUCCUACUUACCAUCACCUACUGGUGUUUGGUUGUCUCUGCUUUCCUAAUCUCAACUACUCUCAUCUUAACAAGCUUGCUCCAAGAUCAACACCCUGUUUAUUCAUUGGAUAUCCUUCUCAACACAGAGGAUACCGCUGUCUCGACUUAAAAACCAAAAAAAUAAUCAUAUCGAGACAUGUCUAUUUUGAUGAGGAAAAACUUCCUGCUGCAAAUUCUAAACAACAGAUAUCCAAAUAUCAGUUCCUUGAUCAUAAUGAAGAAUCAUCACCUCUUUUCCAAUCGAUUCUUCAAAGCCCAAUGCCAAACACUGAGCCUCCUCAAACACAAAAUCCUUCCCCUCAGCCGCAAGCACCUGCUCCUCCUCGUCACCCCAUGACAACGAGAGCAAUGGAUGGCAUUCACAAACCAAAAUCUGUGCUUUCUCUUCUCACAACCAGCAAACCACCACUACCAAAAAGCUAUAUCCAAGCCCUUGCUGACCCAAACUGGAACCCAUCGAUAUGUGAUGAGCAUGAUGCAAUGAUUAAAACUGGAAGUUGGGAUUUGGUUCCCUGCCCAAAGAAUGUUAAUAUAGUACGAUCAAUGUGGCUACACAGACACAAGUAUGACGCAAAUGGCAACCUCAAACGCCAUUAA